Messenger RNA from Pseudonaja textilis, 1694 nucleotides. NCBI's taxonomy places the organism in Eukaryota, Metazoa, Chordata, Lepidosauria, Squamata, Elapidae. The record is from RefSeq and is a predicted model, not a curated record.
GAUGAAUUCAUGGAGUUGGGCAGCUCCGUCCCAGAUGAGCAGCUGGAUAAAGUCCUGGCCAGCCUGAAGCCCAACCAGUGUUGCACCAUCAUCUACACGUCGGGGACCACCGGGAACCCCAAAGGAGUCAUGCUAAGCCACGACAACAUCACGUGGACGGCCAGAGCGGCCGGAGAGUACGUGCACCUGAAGACGGCCUUGGAGGGCCAGGAGAGCGUGGUCAGCUAUCUACCACUCAGCCAUGUCGCCGCACAGAUGAUUGACAUCUGGCUGCCCGUCACCUUUGGCGUGGAAACCUACUUCGCUCAGCCCGACGCCCUGAAGGGCAGCCUGGUGGACACCCUGCGGGAAGUGAGGCCCACGGCGUUCAUGGGCGUCCCCCGCGUGUGGGAGAAGAUGCAGGAGCGGAUGAAGUCAGUGGGGGCCAAGUCCUCCACGCUGCGGAAGAAGAUCGCCGUUUGGGCCAAAGCCGUGGGGCUGGAGACCAACCUGAAGCGCAUGAACGGAUCCGUUGAGCUCCCGAUGAACUACCGGCUGGCGAGAGCGCUGGUUUAUAAAAAGGUCCGGAAAGCGCUGGGUUUGGACCGCUGCACCAAAUGUUACACGGGGGCGGCCCCCAUCACGAAGGACACCUUGGAGUUUUUCCUCAGCCUGGACAUUGUGAUUUACGAGCUCUACGGCAUGAGCGAAAGUUCGGGCCCUCACACUGUUUCGUAUCCAACGUCGUACAGGAUGUCAAGCUGCGGCAAGGAGAUUACAGGCUGCCAGACAAUGUUUUUCAAGCCAGACCAGGAAGGAAUCGGCGAGGUGUGCUUUGCCGGGCGCCAUGUCUUUAUGGGCUACCUGAACAUGGAAGACAAAACGAAAGAAGCAAUUGACAGCGAGGGAUGGCUCCAUUCCGGGGAUCUGGGCCGGCACGAUGAAGACGGCUUCCUGUACAUCACCGGGAGGAUCAAAGAGCUAAUCAUCACCGCGGGAGGAGAGAAUAUUCCCCCGAUCCCGAUCGAAGACGCCGUCAAGGAGGCCGUCCCCAUUCUCAGUAACGUCAUGUUGGUGGGAGACAAAGCCAAAUACCUCGUCAUGCUGAUGACCCUUAAGAGCAAGAUGAACUUGGAAACGGGACUCUCGGAAGACGAGCUGACCCCCGAAGCCGUGCAGUUUUGCCAGAAGCUGGGCAGCAAAUCCACCAAGGUCUCCGACAUCGUGGGGAACAAAGACUUGGCCGUGUACACCGCCAUCCAGAAGGGGGUCAUGAAGGUCAACGAUCAGGCCACCUCCAACGCUCAGAAAAUCCAGAAGUGGCUCCUUCUGAACAAGGACUUCUCCAUCCAGAGUGGGGAGCUUGGCCCAACCAUGAAGCUGAAGAGGCCCGUGGUAAGCAAGAUGUACGAAGAACAGAUCCAACAGCUUUACUCCGAAACACCGAAUUUGUGAACCAGGAUGCGCGUCUCUCCGCCGGCCUCUGCCCAAAGGGCGGCAGCGUCUUUCCCGGAGCCUCUGGGGAGGCUUCCCUUGAUAAACGAGGUUUUUUUUUCCCCCGAUAACGGCAUGUUGUCUUCUCUUGCCUUCCCCCAAGGCAGAAGACUCCUCUGCCCUUGGGACUCCGGCUGUGCCAAGGGGGAAGCUUCCGGAAGACCCUCGCCGGCUCCUUUGACCCCAGGGUCCCUCUUCCUGAAAGGAAUGUACCAACCUCA